AACAACAAAAAAUAAAUAAAUAAAAUAAACAUUACAAUCUUUCAACAUCACACCAGUUAAAACAUACAAUAACAAAUAUAUAUAUUAAUAUAUAAUACCAAACAACAACAUUAUCAGCAAGUCCAAAAGAGUGUAAAAAGGGCUAAGGCAGCAACGAAAAAGUUUUCCAACUGUUAAAAAGUUUCAGCAUACGUUCCAACGUUUUACGAAAAGAUAUGACAUGUGAUGGUGUUGUAACAUUUUGGAUAUUUUUACUACUUUCAUUAAUUUUACACAACGCCGAUUUAACGAACGGCGGUCGACCCGAUGAACUGCAUAUAGGCGGCAUAUUUCCGAUUGCCGGCACCGGAGGAUGGCAGGGCGGACAGGCGUGUAUGCCAGCUGCAAGACUGGCAUUGGAUGAUGUUAAUAAGGAGCCGAAUUUGUUGCCCGGCUUCAAACUCAUACUGCAUAGCAAUGAUAGUGAGUGUGAACCCGGGUUAGGUGCAAGCGUUAUGUACAAUCUACUCUAUAAUAGACCACAAAAAUUAAUGUUACUAGCCGGCUGCAGCACCGUCUGCACCACCGUGGCAGAGGCGGCGAAAAUGUGGAAUUUAAUAGUGCUCUGCUACGGUGCCUCGAGUCCGGCACUCUCGGAUCGCAGUCGCUUUCCAACACUAUUUCGCACACAUCCCUCCGCAACGGUACACAAUCCGACACGUAUAAAAUUAAUGAAAAAAUUCGGUUGGUCACGUGUGGCCAUAUUGCAGCAGGCCGAGGAGGUCUUCAUAUCGACCGUUGAAGAUCUCGAAAAUCGUUGCAUGGAAGCGGGCGUCGAAAUCGUCACAAGACAAUCAUUUCUAUCCGAUCCAACAGAUGCGGUACGCAACCUACGUCGACAAGAUGCUCGCAUCAUUGUCGGCCUAUUCUAUGUGGUGGCCGCGAGACGUGUACUCUGCGAAAUGUACAAACAACAACUAUAUGGAAGAGCGCAUGUGUGGUUUUUUAUUGGCUGGUACGAGGACAAUUGGUAUGAGGUGAACUUGGAAAAUGAGGGUAUCACUUGCACGAAAGAACAGAUGCGCAUUGCGGCCGAAGGACAUCUAACAACGGAAGCGCUUAUGUGGAAUCAGAACAAUCAAACGACAAUUUCCGGCAUGACAGCUGAGGAAUUUCGACAACGACUGAAUCAUGCGCUCAUCGAAGAAGGUUACGACAUCAAUCAUGAUCGCUAUCCGGAAGGCUAUCAAGAGGCGCCGUUAGCCUACGAUGCCGUCUGGAGUGUGGCAUUGGCAUUCAAUAAAACAAUGGAACGCCUCAAGCAGCGACAGAAAUCCCUACGAGAUUUUACAUAUACAGACAAGGAAAUUGCCGAUGAAAUUUAUGCUGCAAUGAAUUCUACACAGUUCCUUGGCAUAUCGGGUGUCGUCGCAUUCAGCUCACAAGGUGAUCGCAUUGCCUUAACACAAAUCGAGCAAAUGGUGAAUGGAAAAUAUGAAAAAUUGGGUUAUUACGAUACGCAAUUGGAUAAUUUAACAUGGUUAAAUAUGGAGCAGUGGAAUGGUGGAAAGGUACCUCAGGAUCGCACAAUUGUACGACGCGUCUUACGCACCGUAUCGCUGCCAUUAUUUGUCUGCAUGUGUACGAUUUCAAGUUGUGGUAUAUUAGUAGCCUUAGCACUUAUUGUAUUCAACAUAUGGAAUAAGCAUAGAAGAGUCAUACAAUCAUCACAUCCUGUAUGUAAUACCAUAAUGCUCUUUGGUGUCAUCAUAUGUCUGGCAUCAGUUAUACUCUUGGGUAUGGAUGGACGAUUUGUCAGUCCAGAGGAGUAUCCAAAAAUAUGUCAAGCGCGCGCUUGGCUACUAACCACCGGUUUUACAUUAGCCUAUGGUGCUAUGUUCAGCAAAGUCUGGCGUGUGCAUCGUUUUACAACAAAAGCGAAAACAGAUCCAAAAAAAAAAGUCGAACCAUGGAAGCUUUACACCAUGGUCUCCGGCCUGUUGUCUGUAGAUUUAGUUAUACUAUUCGCCUGGCAGAUUUUUGAUCCGUUACAGCGUAUACUUGAAACAUUCCCACUCGAAGAUCCUGUAUUAACAUCCGAUGAUAUUAAAAUACGUCCAGAACUGGAGCAUUGUGAGAGUCAUCACAAUUCUAUGUGGUUGGGCCUCGUUUAUGGCUUUAAAGGGCUAAUACUCGUGUUUGGCCUCUUUUUGGCCUACGAAACGCGUUCGAUUAAGGUGAAACAAAUCAAUGAUUCCCGUUAUGUCGGCAUGAGCAUUUACAAUGUUGUUGUGCUGUGUUUAAUCACAGCCCCGGUGGGCAUGGUCAUCGCAUCGCAACAGGAUGCCUCAUUCGCAUUUGUUGCAUUGGCUGUGAUAUUUUGUUGUUUCCUAAGUAUGUUGCUGAUAUUUGUGCCAAAGGUCAUUGAAGUUAUACGCCAUCCAAAGGAUAAAGCUGAAUCCAAGUACAAUCCCGACUCUGGUAUUUCGAAAGAGGAUGAGGAACGCUAUCAGAAAUUGGUUACUGAAAAUGAGGAUCUGCAACGACUGAUAACACAGAAAGAGGAGAAGAUCCGCAUACUCAAGCAACGCCUAGUCGAUUUUGAGGCCACACACAAGGGUGGCGAACUGAAUGGCAGCAAUGGCACUAACGGCAUAUCCAUGGGCGGCAUUGCCACACAUCAUCAGCCAGUAGCGAGCGUCAAUUCUCUAACCGGCGGUAUGAGUGCUACGCUAAUGGGUGGCGGCAAUGCAGGCGGCGGCGGCGGCUCCGGUUCGGGUUCCACAAACAAUUCACUCAAUCUACAAGCAACGACGUCCUCCUCACAGCAUAACACACCUGCCGCCACAUUAGCGAUAACACAAGAUACCCAUGAUCAUCAUACAUGAAAAAACGUGUCAAUUUCCUUCUCGUGAUAGGUAAAAUAUAUGUAAAUUAAUGAAAUAUGCAAGUGAAACGAAUGAAAAUAUUGCAGAUAGUUAUAACAGCGUUAUUGUACAAAUUCUAAUUGCAAUUAGUAAAGUGUAAAGUUACAAGUAAGCUUAGUAGUAAGUAGCAAUUAUAUGUGUGUGUCUGUAAUUGAAAUUGAUGUAGCUGUAAAUUUAAGUACUUUAACUAUAUAUAAAUACGAGAGUUGAAACUAAAUGAAGCGAAUGUAAGUUAUGGAAGUGAAAGCAAAAAAAAAGCAAGUGAAAAAAUAAAAACACAAAGUGUUGAG
This is a messenger RNA of Zeugodacus cucurbitae (melon fly), 3196 nucleotides long. RefSeq names its product gamma-aminobutyric acid type B receptor subunit 1 (gene GABA-B-R1). NCBI's taxonomy places the organism in Eukaryota, Metazoa, Arthropoda, Insecta, Diptera, Tephritidae. The transcript has 16 exons. Gene Ontology annotation, molecular function: G protein-coupled GABA receptor activity. Gene Ontology annotation, cellular component: membrane; G protein-coupled receptor heterodimeric complex. The coding region runs from base 216 to 2867 and encodes 883 amino acids. Gene Ontology annotation, biological process: gamma-aminobutyric acid signaling pathway; G protein-coupled receptor signaling pathway. The record is from RefSeq and is a predicted model, not a curated record.